AUGAACCACUCAGUCCUCAUUGUCGGUGCAGGCCCAACAGGACUAAUUUUAGCUAUCACCUUAGCCUUGAAUGGCGUCCACGCCCGAGUCAUCGAGAGGGAUACAGCUCGCAAGAUUGGCCAGCGAGCGUCGGACAUCCUGUCCUCCUCCUCGCAGAUUCCCCAGAUGGCGGCCUACCCGAUAGGCGGCAAUGUUCCUAUCAAGACCAUGGACAUGCUCAGCGACGCGGCAGAACCAUCGGACGCUUUCCCUACGACCCGGGCAGUGAUGCUUGGCCAGGAGAAGCAAGUUGAGAUCCUUACAGCCCACCUUUUGAAACUAGGGGGCGUUGUAGAACGCGGCAUUGAGCUGGUUUCCUUCGAGCAGUCCUCCGAACACGUUUCUGCUGUGUUGAAGCGAUGUGGGGACGAAGAAGUGACCGAAGAACGGGCGACCUUUGACUACCUAGUCGGCACUGAUGGUGCUCAUAGUCAGACUCGCAAGCAACUAGGGCUCAGCUUUCUGGGGGAGACACGAAAGGCUCAACAAAUGAUCAUUGGUGACGUAUAUUUACGCGGCUCUCUAACUCACGACCAACCCCUUUGGCGCAUCUGGGGCGAUAUGUCUUCGUCAUUCCUUGCUCUCCGCCCUGUUGUCGAGACCCCGGGUCUUUUCUUUCUUUUCAUUGGCGGCCCCGAAGCGAGUCAAAGCAUCUUAUCUGACCACGAAGAACUUGUUUGUUAUUUGAGGAGGACGUCCGGCCGGCCUAACUUGGAUUGCGACAAGCCCACAUGGCUGUCUCCGUAUACUCCUAACGUACGCAUGGUUGAUUCGUUCCGCAAAGACAGAGUGUUUGUAGCAGGAGAUGCGGCCCACGUUCACAGCCCUGCCGGUGGUCAGGGAUCAAACUCGGGGGCCCAAGACGCCUUCAAUCUGGGUUGGAAACUUGCUCUCGUCGUUAAAGGCCUCGCAAGACCCCCUUUGCUCGACUCUUAUAACGCCGAGCGGCUUCCUGUCAUCGCUGAAAUGCUUCAGCUCACUUCAGCACUCCACGACAAGACGUUCAAGGCCGGGUUGGACGACCAAGCGUGGAAGAGAGGCAGCCACUUGGACCAACUUGGCGUCAAUUAUCGUGGUACUCCGUUCGUCCUGGACGAGAUUGAGGGCAGGCCACCGAGCACCAGCAACUGCUACGAUUCAAGACCAAGUGGUGUAUUGAUGGCGGGCGAUCGUGCUCCCGAUGCUUCGUCGCUCAUCCCCAGUCGAGGCGUACUCACCGGCGAUCGGCUAUUCGACAUAUUCAAUGCAACUCGCCAUACUAUCCUCGUCUUUACCGGACAAGAGAGCGACCCUCAAGCAUCGCUAGUUGUACAAUUGCUCAAGGCUUACCCGCCGGGCCUCUUUAAGUCGGUCGCAGUCUUACCAUCAGAUUCGACAACUAGCUUAGAUGUCGGGUUUGAUCUCGUCGUCAAGGAUGGACAGGGGAAUGGGUAUGCAGCAUAUAAAAUUCCCAGCGACAGUACAGUUAUUGUAGUCGUGCGCCCGGACGGCGUCAUCGGGGCGAUGCUGACCAACUGCGAUGGGCUGCAUCGAUACUUAGACAUCAUAUCCUUCUGA
This is a messenger RNA of Pleurotus ostreatus (oyster mushroom), 1596 nucleotides long. RefSeq lists its product as uncharacterized. The record is from RefSeq and is a predicted model, not a curated record. Bases 1 to 1596 code for a protein of 531 amino acids. The transcript has 10 exons. Lineage: Eukaryota; Fungi; Basidiomycota; Agaricomycetes; Agaricales; Pleurotaceae. Gene Ontology annotation, molecular function: FAD binding.